This is a messenger RNA of Closterium sp. Naga37s-1, 825 nucleotides long. NCBI's taxonomy places the organism in Eukaryota, Viridiplantae, Streptophyta, Zygnematophyceae, Desmidiales, Closteriaceae. The record is from the annotation of a GenBank genome assembly.
AUGUCGGCAAAUCUGUCCACUAUGCGGCCUCGUGCCAUCCAUACCGCCAUCCCUCCUCUCUCCUCACCUGCUCUCGUCCUCUCCUCUCUUGCUCUCCUCCUCUCCUCACCUGCUCCCCUCCUCGCCUCACCUGCUCCCCUCCUCGCCUCACCUUCUCCCCUCCUCUCCUCACCUGCUCCCCUCCUCACCUCACCUGCUCCCCACCUCGCCUCACCUGCUCCCCUCCCUGCCUCACCUGCUCCCCUCCUCGCCUCACCUGCUCCCCUCCUCGCCUCACCUGCUCCCCUCCUCUCCUCACCUGCUCCCCUCCUCUCCUCACCUGCUCCCCUCCUCUCCUCACCUGCUCCCCUCCUCUCCUCACCUGCUCCCCUCCUCUCCUCACCUGCUCCCCCCCUCUCCUCACCUGCUCCCCUCCUCUCCUCACCUGCUCCCCUCCUCUCCUCACCUGCUCCCCUCCUCUCCUCACCUGCUCCCCUCCUCGCCUCACCUGCUCCCCUCCUCGCCUCACCUGCUCCCCUCCUCUCCUCACCUGCUCCCCUCCUCUCCUCACCUGCUCUCCCUCUCUCCUCACCUUCUCCCCCCCUCUCCUCAUCUGCUCCCCUCCUCUCCUCAUCUGCUCCCCUCCUCGCCUCACCUGCUUCCCUCCUCUCUCCCCACCUGCUCGCUACUCUCUCCUCACCUGCUCACCUCACUGUUGUUUCCUCCGCUGCUCCUUCACCACAUUCUGAUGCGUCUGCUCUCUUCUCCUGCUGUGCCUCCUGUUUUCGCUUGCUGCUGAUCUGCUCAUGGCAGGGCGGACGGCAGCACGUGACAAGGAGAGCAUAG